Molecule: messenger RNA, 4612 nt
Organism: Sturnus vulgaris (Common starling)
Lineage: Eukaryota; Metazoa; Chordata; Aves; Passeriformes; Sturnidae
Gene: PCSK6
Product: proprotein convertase subtilisin/kexin type 6
Biological process (GO): peptide hormone processing
Cellular component (GO): membrane; cell surface
Molecular function (GO): serine-type endopeptidase activity
Source: RefSeq, a predicted model, not a curated record
UGCACACUCAUAUCCCAUGCCAUCCCUCACUCCAGGCACACAUAUCCCAUGCUUCCCAGGAGCAUCCCAGGGCGAGCAGGGAUCGCAUCACCUCUCCUUAUGUGCAGCCAGGGCGAAGCCAGAGCGUCGGGCGGAGAAGGCAGGAGGAUGAGGCACAGCUCCCCUGACUGCGCUGCAGCUGCUGAGCUCAUUUUUAGCUCAUUAUUUCUGCUUGGGAGCUGAUGAAAGGCAGUUUUCAAAGAUGCAUUUAAUGGGUGAAAAUUCAUAAAAAUGUUUUCCGGGCUCUGUUGUGCCAGUGUAGCGUCUGACCACCAACGCUGUUUGUCACAGCAGUGGCACUGGGGCUUGUGCCAGCAUCCUGCAUCCUCCUGAGCCCCGGGAGCUCUGUGGGAGUGAGGGAUUUGGGGUGCAGGGCACGGCUACACUGAUGCUGCCAGUACAAAAUGGGGAAAACAGACUUUAAAAAAAACCUAAACCCAAACAACCUCUUUAUUUUGCAGAUUGGAAGCUUGGAAAACUACUACCACUUUCACCACAGCAAGACAUUUAAGCGCUCCACGCUGAGCAGCCGGGGACCGCACAACUUCCUCCGCAUGGACCCCAAGGUGGACUGGCUGCAGCAACAGGAGGUGAAGAGAAGGGUGAAGAGGCAGGUCCGAGGGGAGCCACAUGCCCUGCCCUUCAACGACCCAGUGUGGCCCAACAUGUGGUACCUGCACUGCGGUGAUAAAAACAGUCGGUGCAGGUCGGAGAUGAACAUCCUGGCAGCCUGGCAGAGGGGCUACACGGGCAAGAACGUGGUGGUCACCAUCCUGGAUGAUGGCAUAGAGAGGAACCACCCCGACCUCCUGCAAAACUAUGACCCUCUUGCAAGCUAUGAUGUUAAUGGGAAUGACCACGACCCAACUCCACGCUACGAUGCCAGCAACGAGAACAAGCACGGCACUCGCUGCGCGGGGGAGGUGGCGGCGGCGGCGAACAAUUCCUACUGCAUCGUGGGCAUCGCCUACAACGCCCGCAUCGGAGGCAUUCGUAUGUUAGAUGGAGAUGUAACAGAUGUUGUUGAAGCGAAGUCGCUUGGCAUCAGACCCGAUUACAUUGACAUUUACAGCGCGAGCUGGGGGCCAGAUGAUGAUGGGAAGACAGUUGAUGGACCUGGUCUAUUGGCCAAGCAGGCUUUUGAGCAAGGCAUUAAAAAGGGUCGCAGGGGACUGGGGUCCAUUUUUGUCUGGGCAUCGGGGAACGGCGGCAGAGAGGGCGAUUACUGCUCCUGUGAUGGCUACACCAACAGCAUCUACACCAUCUCCAUCAGCAGCACCACUGAGAAUGGCUACAAGCCCUGGUACCUGGAGGAAUGUGCCUCCACCCUCGCCACCACCUACAGCAGCGGGGCAUUUUAUGAGCGAAAAAUUGUCACCACGGAUCUCCGGCACCGCUGCACCGACGGCCACACCGGCACCUCCGUGUCCGCCCCGAUGGUCGCGGGCAUCAUCGCCCUGGCCUUGGAGGCAAACCCCCUGCUCACCUGGAGGGACGUCCAGCACCUGCUGGUCAAAACCUCACGGCCAGGGCACCUGCGAGCACCAGACUGGAAAACCAACGGAGCAGGGCAUAAAGUUAGCCAUCUAUAUGGCUUUGGGCUGGUGGAUGCUGACGCUAUUGUGGUGGAAGCCAAGAAGUGGAAGAUGGUUCCUCCCCAGCACAUCUGCGUGGGAAGCCUGGACAGGGUGCCCAAGUACAUCCGAGCCGACCACGUGCUGCGUGCCAGCACCCUGAGCAGCGCCUGUGCCGAGCAGCGGGAGCAGCACGUGCUGUACCUGGAGCACGUCGUGGUGCGGCUCAGCAUCGCCCACCCGCGCCGGGGCGACCUCCAGAUCAGCCUCAUCUCUCCAGCAGGGACACGGUCACAGCUCCUCGCCAGGAGGGUGUUUGACCACUCCAAUGAAGGCUUCAAGGGCUGGGAGUUCAUGACUGUCCACUGCUGGGGGGAGCGGGCAGCAGGGGAGUGGACCCUGGAGAUCCACGACACGCCGUCCCAAGUGCGCAACCCCGCCGUGCAAGGGAAGCUGAAGGAGUGGAGCCUCAUCUUCUACGGGACAGGAGAGCACCCCUAUACUGCCCUGAGUGGGCCCCAGUCCCGGGGGAGGUCACUGGAGGUGCCAACCUCGGAGAUGGAGCCAUCAAGAGCUGCCCUCCUGCAGAGCCAGGUGGAGGUGGCAGAGGAGGAGGAGGAGUAUGCAGGUCCUUGCCACCCCGAGUGUGGUGACCAGGGCUGCGAUGGCCCCAACGCCGACCAGUGCUUGAACUGCAUCCACUACAGUCUGGGCAGUGUGAAAACUGGCAGGAUGUGUGUGAGCUCGUGCCCCGCUGGGUUUUUUGGUGACAACGGCGCCCGGAGGUGCCGGCGGUGCCACAAGGGCUGCGAGCGCUGCGUCGGGAGGGGACCCAGCCAGUGCACAGCCUGCAAGAGGAACCUGUACCACCACCCUGAGAUGGGCACCUGCGUGGUGCUGUGUCCCCCCGGGUUCUACGCCGAGGAACGUCAGAAACGCUGUCUGAAAUGUCAUCAAAGCUGUAAAAAAUGUGUCGGUGAAGCAGACAAAUGUACUGCAUGCAAAGAGGGAUUCAGCCUGGCAGGGGAGAGCUGUGUGCCAGAGUGCCAGCCUGCCAUGUACCUCAGCCGGGAGCCCCGGAGGUGUGAGACCUGCCCCACCAGCACAGGGCCAGGUGAGGAGGACUGCACCCCCUGCACCCCCGAGGGCCCUGCACUGCACUGGCGCUGUGUCCCUGCCUGCCGUGAGGGUUUCUACCCCGCCGACAGCCACGGGCUGCCCAACAAAGUCUGCAAGAGGUGUGAUGACCACUGCUCAGCCUGCGAGGGCUCCAGUGGGAACUGCCUCAGGUGUAAGGAAGGUUACAGCCUCCUCGGUGGCUCCUGUGUGACAAAUGAAACCUGUACUAAUGCUGACAAGACUUUCUGUGAGAUGGUGAAAUCAAACAAGCUCUGUGAAAAGAAGCUGUUUGUGCAGUUCUGCUGUCAGACGUGUCUUAUGGCCGGGUAAAGUUCAGCGGCUGCAUCCAUCCAGGACUUCCACUGACUGCCAGCCCAGUUUUGCCAAAUGUUUAGGACAAAAGUUUAUUUUUUCAGCUUUGGGAGAGUUUACAUGGUGCUGUCAAGCAUUCGCUCGUAAGUUUGAUAGCUUUAAUAUCACUGUCGGCGCGUUUCUAUAGCAAUAUGUUAAGCAGAGAUUGAAGCGUACCCUGAGUGAUCAAGGCCUGGAAGCAGCAGACAAGUGGUGAUAUUAACACUCUCAAACACUCCUGGUGAGCAGGGACCAAUGCAUGAUCCAUGUACACACGCUUGGCUCUUCGCAGAAAUCCUACUGAUGAGGGAGCCCUCGCCACAAGGGAGGCAGGACUUCACACACCUGCGAGGAAAGAGCCGAUUCUGGCUCGUUUUUGGUACCCUUUUGUGCCAGGUGCCAGCUGAUCCAAACCGGCAUUGCCAGCGCCGUGCUCUGUACAUAAAUAAAACGAUGAACCAGGCGGCUCUGGAGCGGGCCCCUCAGCCCACUCCGGCACUCCUGUUCGGAUUCGGUCGGUCACUGCUUCCCUCUGCCCGUGGCAAUAACUGGAGGUUUGAGGACCAAAGCCAGAGCUGCCCCACGUGGCUCUGCAGGUGUGUCAGCCCAGCAGGGCAUUGCCCUGCAGGUAACUGCAGCCAGGCAAAACCCGUGUGCCUGCAAGGAGUCGUAGGGUUUUGGGGGGGUUUGUCCACACGGACCAGCCUUACCAUGAAAUGUAUAUUUCCUUCCUGGAACUGCUUGUACAUUGCUGAUUAAGUCAGUUCUGGAACAAGCUAAAUCCUUCCUCUAAACGAGAUGUUGUCCCAAUUAAUCUUUCUUGGCAUUUUGUGUUACGAUCCUCCCCCUGUUUCGCUGGGUACACACCUCUCUCUCUCACAAAAUCCUCCUGUUCAUGGCAGUGAUUUUUCUUGGGCAUCUAUUUCCCAAAUGAGACAUUCCAGGGAUCCAGCCAGGAAACUUAAUUUUACAAAACCCUUCCCCGAAACAAACCUUUUCACGCUCUCUCUUAAUAGUAAGUCAUGUGGUGUUUAUAUAAUUGUGUUUAAAAUAUCCUUGGCUAUGUUGUUUUACAGAUUUUUUAAAAAUAACUUAUACAAUCCUUUUUUUUUUCUCUGUGGACUAUUUUUUAUAUGGGAGUGGGGUAUCUUUUUUUGUCUUGUUCCUUCUCCUUUUCUCCUCUCUGACCCUGCAAAGCCACUCUUUGCACCAGACGUAUGUAAACACUUUCCUACACUGCAUGUUCUGAUUUUCAUUGUUAAUAGUUUUAAUGAGUUGAACCUUUCUCCAGUGAAAUUACCGCCAGUUUUGUCACCAUUUCCACAUGGAACUGGGAUAAUCCCUGCUUGGUUUCGGCUGCAACGACACCUGCCCUGCCUGGGCUUGCCCACAAGAGCUCACCUCAGCCAGGUGAGGAGGGGAAAGCCACACUGUCUCCAGUCCUCACCUGCCUGGACCAAAUCCAAGGAAAGAUGGAGCUUUGGUGAAAUGAUCUUUAAGUUAAUAAACUAUUGAUCUCCCCUGACAAA